Lactuca saligna is the source of this 294-nucleotide messenger RNA. NCBI's taxonomy places the organism in Eukaryota, Viridiplantae, Streptophyta, Magnoliopsida, Asterales, Asteraceae. The record is from the annotation of a GenBank genome assembly.
AUGGAAAGGGCGUUGGAACGUCAAGCUCAAUUUAUAGCGCGGUAUGAAGCAGAGGAAAAGGCACAAAGAGAAUGGGAGGAUAAGUUUAGAGAAAAUGGUGCAGCUCCUCCGGUCAUACCAUCACCUUGCUAUAAUGACAAAACUACCCCUGGAAGUGGAAGUGAAGAAGUUGAUGCCAAAUUAAGUGAAGAACCCAAGAUCAUGAUAGAGACUGAAGACCCAAAGAAAAGUGACAUGGACAAAAAUGUCAAUAUGUCAGAUAAUCAAAUUAAAAACCAUCCACAACCUACAUAG